Messenger RNA from Arachis stenosperma, 3156 nucleotides. RefSeq names its product probable ubiquitin-like-specific protease 2A. The coding region runs from base 87 to 2798 and encodes 903 amino acids. Gene Ontology annotation, molecular function: cysteine-type peptidase activity. Gene Ontology annotation, biological process: proteolysis. The transcript has 16 exons. The record is from RefSeq and is a predicted model, not a curated record. Lineage: Eukaryota; Viridiplantae; Streptophyta; Magnoliopsida; Fabales; Fabaceae.
UCCCCAAAUUCAAACACAGCGCAAAACCCUCCUUUAGUUUUGAUUUUCUCUCUCCUCGACUCGGUCCCACUCAGUGAACUCGCUCCAUGACUCGUCGCACGCGAUCAUCGUCUUCUUCCGCAGCUUCAAGCAGCAAAUUCGAUGUGUUCGAGUUCGGCGGAGAUGACGAGCACAUCGAGAAUGCUUCUAGCCGCAUCCUCAGAAAGUUCUCGAACCCUAGAGAUACUCGUUCUGGCGAUCGCACUUCCCCCGUUACCAAAUACAAUUUCCUCCAAGCCUUUGCGCGUGGUUCCGAAUUUCCGCCAUCCAGAGACGUCGCCGUUGAUCCCAUUGUGUUGUCUGAAUCCGACGAUGAAGCCAAAUUCUCCACGGAGAAGCCUCUCCUCAAGCCGUUACAGGAGGUUGAUGAUGAUCGACGCACGUGCGCUAAUUCGUGUUCAAGCGACGUGGCGCUGCGAGACUCUGCAGAUGAUGAAGUUAUCCCUGGCUUUGCUAGCGUUGUGGAUUGCUGCACUGACUCGAAAAAUCAUUCACUUGGCGUCAAUUUAGAGGAGGAGGAUGAUGACGGCAGUCAAAUAAGUUCUUCUUCUUCAAGUGGAAAUUCUUCAGAAGAUGAGGUUUCCUUAGAGGACAAGGUAGUGGGGUAUGGUGCUGCCGAUUGUGAAAUUGAUGGCAUCAAAGAGGUGGUUAAUGUCUCUCCUGAUUUUAUUCUUUAUGAAGAUUUAUACUCCACCGGUUCCCAGAUAAUAUUCUCGAGUAGCUACAUAAAACUUAGAUGCUCUACAAUCAAUGGAACUGGGGGAACUUUUAAAAUGGAGUGGGCAACAGAAGAUAUUAUGAAAAUUGAAUCAUGUUGGGUUGGAAAGGUUGAAACAGUCAUGAUCAAGCUUCUCCUUAAAUCGAAAAAUUCUAGUGAAGCUGGAAACACAGAUCAAAAUCCAGGGGUCAAACUGUUGAAAUUUGCUGUUUAUGAUCCAUCUUGGGCCAUGAUAGAACAGUCUAUCAAAUUACUAGAUACAAGAUAUAUGGAUUUAUGGAGUACUACUUUUGACAAUGAUAUAGAUAACAAUGAAAAUACUUCAUUGGAGCAGGAUAGCUUUUUCCCCCAGAAGCAUUAUUUUCCCAAUUUUGAAGAGGCUUUUGAUGAAGUUAUUUUUCCAAAGGGGGAACCUGAUGCUGUUUCUAUUAGUAAGAGAGAUGUCGAGCUUUUACAGCCAGAGACAUUCAUUAAUGAUACUAUCAUUGACUUUUAUAUUAAGUAUUUGAAAAAUAAAAUGCCUCCCGAUGAACAAGACAGGUUUCACUUUUUCAAUAGCUUCUUCUUUCGGAAGCUUGCUGAUUUAGACAGAGAUCCAUCAAGUGCUUGUGAUGGUAAAGCAGCAUUUCAACGCGUUCGCAAAUGGACAAGGAAACUGAACCUUUUUGAGAAGGAUUAUAUCUUUAUUCCUGUUAACUAUAGUCUUCACUGGAGUUUGAUUGUCAUUUGUCAUCCUGGUGAAGUGAUAAGCUUCAAAGAUGAAGAUAUAAAAGAAUCUUCCAAAGUACCUUGUAUUUUGCACAUGGAUUCCCUGAAAGGAAGUCAUAAGGGUCUGAAGAAUGUUUUCCAAAGUUACCUUGGUGAAGAAUGGAAAGAAAGGCACCAUAAUGUGGAGGAUGAAGUUUUCUCAAAAUUUUUGCAGAUGCGAUUUGUCUCACUAGAGUUGCCUCAGCAGGAAAAUUGUUAUGAUUGUGGUAUCUUUCUCCUCCAUUAUGUGGAAUGUUUUCUCUCAGAGGCUCCGGUCAACUUCAACCCAUUUAAGACUACAAAGAUCUCCAACUUUUUGACGAGUAAUUGGUUCCCUGCAAUGGAGGCAUCUCUGAAACGAUCUUAUAUACAUAAUUUGAUUCAUGAUAUUUUUUAUGAUAAUUUGUUGAAAUUGCCUCCUGAUGAUUGCCUUGACAAAGCUCUGCCUGAAGUUCCUGGCAUUGCCGACCACAAAGAAGCAGGUUCCCCCCUGGGGAACUGUUUUCUCCCAAUUUGGAAUGCAAGAAGUCCUUCAGUUUCCCGUCCCGGACAUGUGACUGAUAUUCAGUCCCCAGAACCUGGACUUGGACUUGCUUUCGAGGACUCACGGGGGCCAGUUCUGAAUUCAAAUUUUCCUAGUUGUCUGCAGAUGUCACCUUGUUGUCGGGGAGGCUUCUUGUCACCAAUAGAGGAAACUGGAGAAUCUGUGGAGGAAACUACUACAUUAGACGGAGAAGAUUCUGUGGCUGCCAUAUUGACACCUGAUCUCCCAUCCACGUCAUACAUCAGCAAAGAUAAUAAAGUACCAGGAACAACAUUGCAGGGGCUCUCUGUGGAUUUGGUGGAAGAUGUUGGAGGUCAUACAUCUCAUGCAUUCUGCUGUAACACAUUGGAGACCGGAUCGUAUGAAGACCAGCCUCGGAGGAAAACUGAAGGGCAUAAUGUUCCAUACAACACCGAUGCAAUCGAGUACUUAUCGACCUCUAGUGAGGAAAUGGAAGAUCUUUUUGUCCAGGAUUCUCAAGAAGAAAAUGAAGGGGAUGAUGCCGAUGAGAGAGUGAAAUAUAGUACAAAAUUACGGGGGAAUAUGAAUUCAGUAAUUCGUCAAAUUUUACUUCCAGGGAAGAGUACGAGUCUUGCAGAUGAUACUCUGGGUAGUGAAAAAUUGGUGCUUGACGCUGAUUCCGAUGAACAAGAUGCCAAAAGGCAGAAGGUAGUCAUGAAUGUGCGUGAUCAAAGACGAAGGUUCACAAGAAGCAUGUCAAAAAAAGCACGUGUGAUAUCUUGUGAAUAGUGAUAGUAGCAUCAGGAUGGUUAUGGGCAAGCAUUCAUAUUUGAAAGCAGUAGAGAAAUGGGGUAGAGCUUUUGUCGUAUAUAAAUUACAUUAUGGAAAAGUAAGUUUAUUUCCAUAAACUCCCCCAGGUCGCCUCAUGUUUUCGUGCAGGUUGCUUCUCUAUUUUGGGAGGGUUAGCUUUGAGUCUCUGACAGUCCAGCCACUCAGAAGAAACUGUAAAUAAUAGUAGUAUUGUUGUUUUUGGGUGACUAAUAAUAGUAUUCUGUGUAAAUAUCGAUCUCCUUAUAUAGAACAUAAAAAUAACUUUGGGAAAGUCUUGAUUUAAGGCUAAGUAAUUAGAGUUUCAAGUGUUCUGAUA